Messenger RNA from Sitophilus oryzae (rice weevil), 890 nucleotides. Its product is annotated as chromobox protein homolog 1-like. Gene Ontology annotation, cellular component: pericentric heterochromatin. Lineage: Eukaryota; Metazoa; Arthropoda; Insecta; Coleoptera; Curculionidae. The record is from RefSeq and is a predicted model, not a curated record. Bases 103 to 867 code for a protein of 254 amino acids. The transcript is spliced from 5 exons. Gene Ontology annotation, biological process: negative regulation of transcription by RNA polymerase II; chromatin organization. Gene Ontology annotation, molecular function: chromatin binding.
AGUGCUGUUUUGUUUUGGUGUUUGCGUCAUUUCGUCAACCAAGCCGAGUCCGUUUUCCGAUUUUCCGUGUUCGAUUUUCGAUUUAUCCCAAAAAGACCGAAGAUGAAGCGCAAAAGCAGUUCCAGAAAAAGGACCAAGGAGGACGAGAACGGUACGAGCAGCAUGGACGAGAACGGCCAAGACGAGCAACUACUGGAGAAGAAGAGAAAAAGAUCCAAAUCCAGACGAUCAAAGUCGAGAAAUGAUUCGGAACAGAGUGAAGAAGAAAGCGAAAACGGCGCACAGGAUUCCAAUGACGCAGAUCCUCUAGGCGAAGAUGGUGAAGAUGCAGAAUAUGAGGUCGAGGCCAUAUUGGACGAGAAAAUGAUCAGAGGCGUACGCCACUUCCUCAUCAGAUGGAAGGGCUACACCGACGAGAGCGACACCUGGGAACCGGAGAAGACGCUAGAUUGCGCCGACCUGAUCAAGGAGUACACGAAACGACAGAAGAAGGAGGCGAAAAAGAAGAAGUCGAAAAAGUCGGGCGACUCCUCGGCCACCUGGGACGAGAACGAGGACUUCGAGGUGGGCCGCAUCCUGGACGUGUACUUCCACAAGGACGGCAAGCGGGACUUUUUGGUCUCGUGGAAGGGAUAUCCGCCGGCACAAAAUUCCUGGGAGCCUGAAGAAAACAUGGACUGCAAGGAUCUGAUCAAUAAGUUCAUGCUUAAGGUCGAGGCAGCUAAACAAUUCGAGGGCAAAGAAACAAAACUAAGGACAAGCCGUAAGCCAGUGGAAAGACUCGAAUUUUCGAUGCAUGAGCACAGCAGAAGACUCAGCAAGAGGUACAGAGGAAAAGAGAGGGUCCAUUAUUUCGAUGCAGAAUAACUUUACAAAUACCAACCAAAAAA